Molecule: messenger RNA, 884 nt
Organism: Teleopsis dalmanni
Lineage: Eukaryota; Metazoa; Arthropoda; Insecta; Diptera; Diopsidae
Product: calmodulin-related protein 97A-like
Exons: 2
Coding region: 182-628 (148 amino acids)
Molecular function (GO): calcium ion binding
Source: RefSeq, a predicted model, not a curated record
AACGUUAAGAUUGCAUUUUUCAAAAUUUUUAGUUUUCUUCACAACGCUCGUUGGUGGGUUGUGUCGAAAUACUUAGUAUCAAAUGAAAAGUAUUUCAAAUUUAUUUCGUAUAUUUGAAUUGAUCAAAAUCUAAUGUGAAUUAAUAAAACGUUAUUUCUUCGUUUCAAUUGGAAAAGUCAACAUGGCAAAAGAAUUGACCGAUGAGCAACUUGCACUUUUGAAAGACAUGUUUUAUGAAUUUACCGAAGCCAACGAACAAAAACUGGCAGCAGAAAAAUUUACGUCACUUAUUUGCUGGGUUUGUGCAUUCUUAUGCCACCCGAUUUCGACAACGGAAGCUCAAGUUAUUACACAGGAGCAUGAUGAUGGCUCUGGCCUUUUCGAUUUUGAUAAGUUCAUAACCGUGAUAACUAUCAAAAUGAUUGAAACUUACACCACAGAAAAUAUGCUAACAUAUUUUAAAAAUUUGGAUACAGAAAGUAAGGGUUUUCUCACUGCUGAUGACUUACGCCUUGCUUUCGCAAACAAUAUGACAGAGGAUGAAAUUCAAAAGGCUGUUUCUUACACAUCAGAUGGAAAGCUUAAAUUUGAGGACUUUUUCAAAUUCAUGAAUCCAUUUAAGGAAUAACAUGUUAAUCCGCAACUAUUACAUCUCACAUAUGCAAGAAUUGGUUGGAGUGCAAGUGCAGCCUUUAAUGGGUCCAAAGAAUUUUAUUCUUAUACUCACCGAAAAUAGGCAAUCAUACAUUAAUUUAAGAGCAAAUUCGUUCUUUGCAAAGCCACAACCAUCACAAAAAUGAUUAUAGGACAAUCCACAUCAAUAUACGAAGAAUAUAUAUAUUUAAGGCUAUUGAAAAUAUAAAACAGUACAUAAACACAUUUCA